AUGGUUAACAAGAAAGGAAAGGGGGCUAAGACCAAAGGGUCUAAGCCCCCUGUGAAGAAGCCUCAGCAGGAGAACACCAAGGACCUGACGCAGCAGCCACCGCAGGAGCGUGUCGCGCUGGUGCGGCCUCUCUGGGAGACACUGGAUCAGGAGGAACGUGUCAAGCUGUUAUCAAUAGGUCUUGAUAGUGUUCGAGCACGUGCGAACCAGUUAGCUGAAGCUGCGCGUCAGCAAGCAGUGGCGGAUGCACCUGAGGGGGAACCGCUGGACCCCGCACUUCUGGAGCUCGAGCCGUCUAUGGAGGAUGUGCUUGAGGAGGGCAUUAAGCGGCUUAAGGAAAAAGGGACGUGGAAGCUGUGGCACUGGCCAGCGGACAAUGCAGCGCUGUACGACGCGGAGUCGUUCAGGCAACAUAUUACAGAAAAGCACAUUCGCGAUGAGCUACGGAGGCUGCUUCCGCGCGAUGAGGCCAGGGCCACGGAGAAGCCAGCGGAGGCGGCGUUCAGACAGCGAAUCCGUGGCGCGCUGACCAUGAAUCUGAAUGAAUCUGAGAAGCCCAUCCAAAUACUCACGUAUUGUAGGCUUGACUUGCUAUCGAAAGUACAGCAAAGCACCAGCGCGAACAGCCUGAGGCCUUCCGCGGUGGGAGCGAACGGGGAGGAUGGAGCCACGCGGCCAUACCGUCGUCGUGGGGAUCCUGGCUCACAUUUGCGCGACGCCAAUAUAGAAUUGCUAUCGGUGCUGCUGGAGGCCCUUGCCAAGGAGAAUGACCAACUCUACCAUUCGCUACUGACCCCAAUUACCACGUAUGUCAUGGAGAUCCUUCCAGAAGGUCACCGUGAAACCACGAAGCUGGAGCUCAGCUUCGAGGACCUGGAAAACUUGCUGCCGGAUGAUGUGACGCGUAUUGUGGAGUGGCUAACCGAGAAGGUCGAUGCGCUGUCCACGAAACUGAAGCCGGAGCCCAAGGAGGACGAGGAGGAGGAGGAGGAGAACAUGGGCGAUGUGGACUUGUGGUCGCUCAACGAGGAGAGCAACAGCCUUACUGUGAAUGCAAAAUGGCUGCAGCACUUGCAAGAGCGUCUCCUCGGCGAGGACGGUCAUCCCCGGCGUGCUAAGCCAGGCGAGGACCCCGGCCAUAAUGGCCUGGUGCUGGAAGCUCUGGAAGAGCACCUCGCAUGGGAGACGCGGGCCAGGCAGUGCAAGGAUCUGCUGAGUGAGAUGCUGAAGAGUCGGCUGGAGGCAGCGGAGCUCACCAGGCAGGGCUACGAUCUGCGUCCGCAGCCAAAGCGCGACCUGCCAGGUGUAGGCGGCGAAUCUGGCCAAGCGUCUGCCUCGCCGCUGCUGCUUGAUGACGGAAUGACGUCUAGCCUCGGUAUUGGGGCGGUUUGGGACUCGAAGCCGCUGCCGGAUGAAGUCAUUCUGUUCAUGCUGCGCCGUGAAGCGCUCCUUACCCGUGCCAAGUUGCAUUUCCUGGUCUUUGAGCACCUGACCCAGGACAAGGAGCUGCGCAUUCUUAAGCAGGCGCUGCGGCAGGGCGAGCCGGAGUUUGAGCGCCUAAAGCGGGAGCUCGACGAGGUCAAGCACCAGCCACGCGGCAUGGAAGGCGCCUACCGUAGCGCCGCAGAAAUGGAGCGCCACCGGCACCAGCUGGAGGUCCAAACAGCCUUUCGCGAGCAGGGCGCGCGGCUGCAGGCCACGUACGACAAGAAGCAGAAGGCUGAAUACGACAUGGCGAAGCGGGAGACCGAGAUCAAGCAGCUGCAGGGCUGGAAGAGCACUGUUGAGAACCUGGUUGACAAGUUCCAGGAGCUAAUUACGUGCCGGAACGAGCGCGCCCUAGCCGCAAGUGCAAGCGGAGGAGACAGCGGAGCAAUUAAAGACUCUGAGGCUGAGGGGGACUUGGAGGCCGCGUCCGGAUCUCUGACACCGCAGCAGUAUGUCCAGCUCACCAAGAUGCGCAAUCACUUCGCUAAAGACGUGCGCAAGCAGCUCUACGGUGAUGCCGAUGAUCGUACCUUCUUCGACAACCUGAAGGCCGCGCUCAAGAUUUUGGCAGCGGAGCGCGAAGCCGCGGAGCGUGAGCGGAAGAAGGCGGCAAAGGCCAAGAAGAAUGAAAAGGCCAAGAGCGAAAAGGAGCGUCUUGCAGCAGAACGUACGGCACGGGAGGCUGCGGAGCGGGCGGCACGGCAGGAGGCAGAACGAGAGCGGACCAUUCGGGAUGAGCAGGAGAGGCGGAAGCGCAUGGAGGCUGUUGAAGCCAUGCGCAAGGCUGAGGAAGCUGCCAUUGAGUUGCGACGCAAGGAGUUGUUAUCGGAUGAGAACGGGUACUGGCGCCAGCGCAUGAUCAUGGAGGAGCGGCUCUCUGGCAUGGCUGCUGCAGCCGGCAGCAACGACCGCAAUAAUAUCAGUGCAACUUCGUUGCUCGACUUGUCUGAGGAGCCUGACCGCAACCGCUCGUCAUCGCCCGAGGAUGUCCACCGUGACGACGGGGAGGGUUUUACCACUGAGAAUCGCCGCCGACGCCACAAAGAUACACGAGACCAGGAUGAGGAGGUGGCCGCACCUGCGCCAGCGCCUGCACAGGCAGUGACCGGCGCAGGCAGCGGCGUUGGAGGGGGACGAACGCAUUUGCGGAGUGGGAGCAGGGAUUACAUGGGCCCACGGGAUGGAAUACCGCAGCGCGAGCGUGGGGAACAUCACAACCAUCAUCCGCAGCGCGACUGGGAGUCUCGGCGCCAUCAGGGCUCAGGGGGCGCUCCAACCCACCGCAGUGGCAGCCGGGACGGCGGCGAGAGGCAAGCUGCACAAGGCAGUACCGGCGGGCAGCAUGCACAGCGCCCGCCAUCUGCACCACCGGCAAUACCGGCGCCGGCCCUACCAGCAGCAGUGACCCCGGUGCUACCGGCGGUGCCCCCGGUUCUGGUGUCCGGAUCAGCAGGUAUUACGGAGCCUGAGACAGCUUCUCCUGGCAAAUCUGUGGUUAUUGUGGCGACAAAUGCGGCUGCAGAAGAUCCUGCAAAUGAGGCCGCUGAGCAACCGGCCGCUCCCGCAUCCGCUGGUCCAUCCCCGUCGGCUGCGGCAGUACAGGCCCCGCAACCGCUUCACCAGCUGCUACCGCAGCAGGCUGUCGGACCAAACGUUCCUACGGCCCUGCAGCAGCACGAGCAACAGCAACAUACAGUGCAUGCACCGGCCCCUCCGCCGGCGCUGCCCGUUCAACAACCGACGCCAGGGCCGUCUGCUGGCAUGGCAAUAGCCCCGUCUGCUCAGCCGGCGCCCUUGGGCACGCUUCCCACAGGUCAGGUCGUCCAUCCCAUCGGCCAUAUCCCGCCGGGAGGCUUGGCUGGGCCGUUGGCUGGGAUUGUACCGCCUAUGAUGGCGCACAUGGCACCGCCAGCGCCUGCGGGUCCCCCAGGGCCAGGUCCUCAUCGCCCGUACAUGCAUGCGAAUGGGGUCAUUCCAGUGCCAAUGCAAGCUCCGGGCGGGCCAAUGCCGCCCAUGGGGCCGGUCUUGCCCAAGCAGCUGGCGGGGCAACAGAUGCCGCCACCUCCCGUCCUCGUGUCGAUCGCGACACCACCGGGCGCGCGGCCACCCUUGCCGGGGCCUGGUAUGCUGGCUGGUCCGCUACCUCCGCCAGGCAUGGCGGGUCCUUCACUGCCGCCACAGCCCGGAAUUCAGGUUGCCACAGCGCCGCCACAACAGCAGCAGCAACCAGCUGGUGCCAUGGCGCGCCCGCCAGUACAGGUGCCGGGACAUGUACAAGUCAUAUCCGGGCCGCCUGGGGCCCCAGCCGGCCUUGUGCAAGUAUCCUCAGCCGCCCCAGGGCAGCCACAGCAUGGUCAGCCGCAAGGCAUGCCGCCAGGUGCUGGCCCUCGCGGCGGCGCCGGUCCGCAGGGGCAACCGCCCGUGAUGAUUGCGCCAAUGCAGUUCUCCGGUCCUAUUCCUGGGAGCGGCAUGCCUAUCCAGCACGGCCAGCCGCCUAACGGGCCCAUAGGCCACGUCCCGCCGCAUGUAUACGUGUUCCCCUCGGGGGCGCCGGGCAUGAUACCACCGCCCGGUGGACCAACUCAGCUGCAGCCGCAUCCCCAUCCCCACAUGCUGCAAAUGGUGCCACCAGGGUUGCAGAUGCCGCUGGGACCACCGCCGCAGCUACACAUGCCGCAAGCUCCACAACAGCCGCUGCAGCAAACCGCUGGGCAAGGCGUGCCAGCAGUCGUGUCGGCGGGCUCACAGCCUCCGCCACCUCCAAAAAGGCACUUCACUGGCCAGCCGCCAGCGCCCAUUGCGGGUCAGUAUGGCUGCCGGCGGGACCGCCGUGACGGGCCUCGUGGAGGACCUGGCACUGGCGGCCCAGGACCCCGCAAGGGUCCAGGGCCUAGCCCCUCUGGUCCACACGGCGUCACUCCAUCACCGGCGGACAUGAUGAGCGGCCCUGUCGUGGUACAACCGCUCCCACAUUCCGGGGGACCGCCAUCUAUGCCGAUGCUAGGUCCUGGAGGCCCUCUAAUGGUGAUGAUGGGUCCUGCGGGGCACUUGCAGGUGCCCGUGCACGCUCCUCAUAUGUCCCAUGGCUCGGGAAUGGAAUCUGCUGAUGGCGGCGCUGGUGUCAGCCCUGCUGGUCAGCUCACCGACGGCAUCGUUGAGGAUGCGGGACGACCCAGCGUGGCGGAGUCCGCGGUCCUGCAGCCCGGGGUGGGAAUGCCCAGUGGGCCUGUGGGGCAUCCGGUGCCCGGGCCUGGGCCGGGCUCAGGACCGGUGCCGCAGCACCCGGUGCUGCCGCCGCCACCACCGGGCAUGGCUCCUCCGGCCGGCCGCGUGAUGUUGACAUGGGGUGUACCCGGUCCUAUGCCGAUGAUGCCGGUUAUGCCGAUGGCUUCUAUGGCCAUGCCGAUGCAUAUGGUCCAAGCAACGGGCGCGCCGCUGCAUGGACCAAAUGAUGGAACCAUGCAAAAAAACGGGUCGGCAGCUGAGUCGGUGAGGGCGCCCCGCUCCGCGCAAUCCCUGUCUGCGUCCGCCGCUGCCGAGGCGGACCGUGAUGGCUCGCGCGAUGGGGAGAACUCAGCUGCCGUGGCUACGGCUACAGCCCUUAGCGUGCAGGCCAGUGAUGAUGGCCAGGCAGAGGCUGCCCACCAGGGCGGUGGCCCGCAGGCGACCCCGGCAGCGUGCCAAACCUCUGAUGAGAUCAUGGAAGAACGAACGGCUUCUGAUAUGCCCCGCGGCAGUGAGCAUGGCAGUGGGCAUGUUGAUGCAGCUGCCCAGGGGAGGUCAUUUGUGGAUGGGUCUGUAGGGACGUCGACUAUACAGAUGCAAGGGGCAACCUCCGAUGAAACCACGGCCUGGACGUCCGCGGCGUCCUCAGCCAGCUCAGCCAGCCAGCAGCAGCAGCGCCUUACGGGCACGGCGACUGGCGGUUCCCCGACAGCCUUUCAGGGGCGCACAGGAAGUUUUGGGCAGGCCAUCUCGGCGCCGACAUCGACGCCGAGCUGGUCGAUGGUUGCGGCACGGCGGGACGGUAGUGCAACGGCUAGCUCUAGCAGCCAUAACCUGGAUCCUUUCCCGUCCCUGGUCCCAAGCACGGCUCCGGCUUCCUCGUCGGGUAACGGGGACGCCCUACCAGCAGCCGCAGUUGGGCCUUCGGUACCUGGCUCGUCCUGGAAAGCGAAGCUUCAACAAAAUGCAAACGGCCCGGCUGUUGCCGGGGGCGGUAGCGCCUCGGGAAUCAAGUCGCCAACUUCGGUGCCGAACGGUAGCCUGGGGGGUAGCAGUCCGCCCUCUGUGCGGGGCCUUGGCCCAUGUGGAACGACAAACGGGAGCGUUGCCCAUGCUGGACUUUCCACCCCAGCGAUUGCGAACAUGAACGGUUUCACAAGUAGCAGCACAGCGACACCACCGGUACGUCAGCCUGGUAACCGACCCACCGGGCCUGCACUCCUGACAGGGCCGCCGUCGCAGCUGGUGGGCAGCCUUUCGCAUUCGCCCCCAACCGCAAGCAGUGGCGGCGGCAUCGUGUACCACCCGGGUGCGAGUCGCCAGCCGCGCGAGCUGCUAUUGGUGCGCGGCUUGCAGAACCUGGGCGGCCAGCACAAUUGCUUCCUCAACGUCAUUAUUCAAUCCCUCUGGCACCUGCGCAGCUUCCGUGAGGCUGUUCUGCAACUCGACGUGGAUGAGGUUGCAGCACGCGGCGCUGCUUCAGCAGAUGUGACCGUGCUCCGAGCGCUUGUGAAUAUUUUCCGUACGAUGGCGGCACCGCUGAAGGCACAGGCGGACGCGGGUUUAUCUGAUGCCGCGCCGUCAUGGGUAGUCUCGCCACUGGCGCUGCGCGAGGCAUUGAGUGUCCUGGAGACAGGGCAGGCGGUGGUACGGCUGGAUCUCAGCGAGAUGCAUGAUGCUUCCGAGGUGCUCCUGGUGCUGCUCACAUGCAUGCAUCGUGCCGAAGCGGGCAGUGGAGCGACGCAAGGGCAGGAUCCGCAUCUACCGCGUCGGGUGCGAUUCCGGGACAUUGCUGCUACGAGCUCCUCCAUUCCCAACGGGAAUUGCCACCCCACAACAACGCAGGCCGUCGGGCCAGCUGGCUAUGCGGCCGCUGUCGCUGGGAAGGCCGGAAAGGUCGCCGCACUUUCCGGUUCGGAAUCGGCUGUUCCCUGCACGGCUGCUCACACUUUGUUUGGGCUGGAGGUGAUGACCUGCGCUGCUGAGGAGAAAGGCGGCAACGGCUGCAGUAACGGCCAUGGCAGCACUGGAGGAACGGCUUGUAAGGACCGCCAGCAGCAGCAGUGCAACCGUGUCCGCCGCAAUUCGACUGGCGACAACCCCACUGGGACCGAGGUAGCAGCAAUGCAGGCAGCACCAGCUGGCACGACCUCUGGUGUGCAUUUGUCGCACGCUCAGGCUGGCAGCCGUCCUUGUGGGGAUGACGGUACAGCGGCUGAGGUGUACACCAAAUACGUCCACCUAGUCCCUGCGCAGGCCCUUCGCAAGGCCUUCGCGGCGUUAGAUGGAUCGGAGAGCGGGGCCUACUUCGAGGACGUGCUAUGCGCGGCAGAGGCUACCGGUGCGGGCGCUGGAACUGGACAGCUUGUGCUCCCAGUCGCCAACGGGCGUCGUCAUGCAGCCGCCCCAUUAAGCAGUGUUGCUAAUGGAUACGGCCAUGCCCAGUGCUGGGUGCCUGGCGCGACGGCCGCUGCGCAUCCACUUGCGACGCUUGUGCGCUUUCCGUCGGUGUUCACACUUGUGCUGGUUUGGGAAAGCCUGCAGUCGCCGUUGGACGCGUUGCGGGGAACUCUUCAAGCGCUGGGUCCUAGAGUAGACUUGGCGCUUCUCUUUCGCUGCAGUGGUCCAGCGUCAGGCGGGAUGCAUCCGCCAUCAGCCCCAUGUGAUCUGCGCUCAGUUAUCUGCUACUUUGGACACCAUUACCUGGUGUUUGCGCUCAGCGAGGAGCUGGGACUGUGGCUGAUGAUUGAUGACGCAAACAUUCAACUUGUAGGGCACUGGGCCGACGUCGUCAAGGCGAUGUGUGCAAAGCGGCUCCAGCCGUCCGUGCUGUUCUAUGAGGCGACGGAAAAAGGACGGCAAACGCAGCUACAGCCGGAGGCGGCGUGGCCAUUCCAUGUAGCGGCGCUCUUGGGUCAUCGAAGGAGUGAGGUAACGUGCCUGGCAGUGAUGCAGGGCGACAACAGACGCGCCGGGCGCAUGAAGGCCAAGGUUGCUCUGGCAGUUCAUGAAGACGAGCAUGGCACUGAGGUGUUGGAUGUGCUUUAUAAUCUAGACCUGGAGGGCCUGGAGGGCAAAAAAACGAAGCGGUGGUAUUGUUGUGUAGCUACGAUUUGGCGAACAUUGACUGAUCGGUACAAAGCCUAUCAGCCAACGUUGCAUCUCGAGAAGUACUAGCCUGCAAGUUUCCCUCCGGCCUGUUGUUCUUUUACAGCUUGACCAGAUCUUAUUUUUUCGCCUGGUCAGCUCCCUGGCCAUUUGGACUUCGGGCAGGUUCAGGAAAGGUGGCUUGUGUUUAGGUACGCAUACGUAUAGUGCCGGCAUAGUUUGGCGAACAAUGCUUAAAGAUUUUUAACUUGAAUCUUG
Volvox carteri f. nagariensis is the source of this 8079-nucleotide messenger RNA. RefSeq lists its product as uncharacterized. Bases 1 to 7890 code for a protein of 2629 amino acids. The transcript has 22 exons. Gene Ontology annotation, biological process: protein deubiquitination. Lineage: Eukaryota; Viridiplantae; Chlorophyta; Chlorophyceae; Chlamydomonadales; Volvocaceae. The record is from RefSeq and is a predicted model, not a curated record. Gene Ontology annotation, molecular function: cysteine-type deubiquitinase activity.